Molecule: messenger RNA, 2031 nt
Organism: Salarias fasciatus (jewelled blenny)
Lineage: Eukaryota; Metazoa; Chordata; Actinopteri; Blenniiformes; Blenniidae
Gene: gpr52
Product: G protein-coupled receptor 52
Exons: 1
Coding region: 890-2005 (371 amino acids)
Biological process (GO): G protein-coupled receptor signaling pathway
Cellular component (GO): membrane
Molecular function (GO): G protein-coupled receptor activity
Source: RefSeq, a predicted model, not a curated record
UGAUAUUCCUGCAUGUUUUUUUUUUUUUUAAACUUUAUUCUGUCCAUUGAUGCCUUGUAAACACAUUUUUCCCCACCACCAUGUGUGCUGAAAGAACUGUGACAUUAUCUCCUGCGGAGAUCCCCAUGUUGUUCUAGUCCGUGUCUGUGUUUUGAUUCAGACAAUAGCUGGGCAUACAUGGGCUCCAGACACUGACCGGAGGACCACCAAAAUAAGGGAAGCCUGCUGUUACACAGUAAAUAUAGUAGCACCCAUGGAAAAUUGGAACUUGGGAUUCUACUGAAUUGUUAAUUCACGGAAGUGGAUGCAACUAUACACCAAGGAAAGCUACUCACAAGAAGCUGCUUUUUUUUGUAAGUGGGGAAAAGCAUCCAGAUGCUGCUUACCUCUGUCAAGAGAGGGGAGCAUUGUACUGUACUUCAGUCAUAUCUUGUGUGGUUUCCUCCUUCACUUCAUUGCUGCUUGUUGCCCUUGCAGGGGCAGCCUAUGCCCUCAGCCUCCUGCUGACCACAACAUUAAUGCUACUCCGCUCUGGGUUUACUGAAGGAAUACGUUUUUUUUAUUUCCUCUCCUGAUAGUUAUCUUGUGACUUGUUUCCCUAUAACCAUGUGUGAUACCAAAGGACAGCUGAGCGGGCUGUCCUACACUCUCAGAGGCUGUAUUGAUUUUCCUACAGUCUAUGUUCGUUUGAUUGAGACCCAGUUAUGUGAGAGGAAGGUGAGCAUGAGUGAGACAGAAUGCUCGAGAGAGUAUUGAGCUUUUAGAACUGAGGGCGGCUGUGGAUGCCUGCUGAAGAACAGGAGGGAGACAGGUCCUUCUCCAGUUUCAGACCAGCUGUCUUAUGGGUGGCACAACAUAAACCUGACCCACCUGGAUUGCACUCAGAACAAUGAACCACUCUGAGCUGACAACAGAUCCAGUGCUCACUGCCAACAGCAGCCAUGAAGACUUCUUUCCUGGAGGGGCCGCCAACCACUCCUGUCCUCUAGGCUGGGGACUGAAUAAAGGAGUUGAAGCUUGCAUUUUAGAAACUGCUGUCAUUGUUCUUCUGACUGUGCUCAUAAUUACUGGAAACCUGACGGUGAUCUUUGUUUUCCACUGUGCCCCUUUGCUGCACCACUACACCACCAGUUACUUCAUCCAGACCAUGGCCUACGCUGACCUACUGGUGGGCCUUAGUUGCUUAGUGCCCACCCUGUCUUUGCUUCACUAUCCAGCAAGCGUACAAGAGCCAAUCACAUGCCAGGUUUUCAGCUAUGUAAUCUCUGUUUUGAAGAGUGUUUCAAUGGCUUGCUUGGCCUGUAUCAGUGUUGAUCGCUACCUAGCCAUAACUAAACCGUUAUCUUAUAACCAGCUGGUGACACCUUGCCGACUGCGAAGCUGCAUCACCCUCAUCUGGGUCUACUCGAGCCUGGUUUUCCUGCCAUCUUUUUUUGGUUGGGGUAAGCCAGGCUAUCAUGGAGAUAUUUUUGAGUGGUGUGCUCACUCGUGGCCCACCUCUGCCCUCUUCACAGGCUUCGUUGUGUGCUUGCUUUACGCACCUGCUGCACUUGUGGUCUGCUUCACCUAUUACCACAUCUUCCGUAUUUGUCAACAACAUAACAGAGAGAUCAGCGAGCGACGGGCGCGUUUCCCCAGCCAGGAGAUGGAGGCUGGUGAGGGGAGUGGUGGGCAUCACGGAGGGCAUGGACCAGACAGACGCUAUGCAAUGGUGCUCUUUCGCAUCACUAGUGUGUUCUAUAUGCUUUGGCUACCUUACAUCAUUUACUUUUUGCUAGAAAGCUCCCAUGUGCUGGACAGCCCUGCCCUCUCCUUCAUCACCACCUGGCUGGCCAUCAGCAACAGCUUUUGUAACUGUGUCAUCUACAGUCUGUCUAAUAGUGUUUUCCGCCUCGGCAUGCGUAGGCUUUCGCAGACUAUUUGCUCCUUCAGUCAUUGUGCUGCAGAUGAUCGGGACUUUGGAGAGCCUAAGCCAAGAAAGAGGGCAAACUCGUGCUCCAUCUGAAGGAAUAGCUUUUACAGGAUGAGAAA